Messenger RNA from Melanotaenia boesemani (Boeseman's rainbowfish), 7603 nucleotides. RefSeq names its product zinc finger, MYM-type 2 (gene zmym2). Bases 228 to 4373 code for a protein of 1381 amino acids. The record is from RefSeq and is a predicted model, not a curated record. Gene Ontology annotation, molecular function: zinc ion binding. The transcript has 25 exons. Lineage: Eukaryota; Metazoa; Chordata; Actinopteri; Atheriniformes; Melanotaeniidae.
GUUUUAGGUAUUUUUUAUGCGUUUUAAUAAUGGCGCAGUCUUGAGUCUGCUCUCCUCCCCUCGAUCCGCCGCUAAUCCAAUGGCUGUUUGCGCCAGGAAGAGCAGGGGUGGGAACGGAACGGAACACCCUGAACCACGUUUCUUCUGGACCCCAACUUGGAAGCUAGCCUUUCCUUGAGCCGGAUUAUUUAUGGAAGAGUUGCGCAGCUCAGGUGGUUGCCUUAGUGAUGGAUGGGGAGUCGGAACCAAACCCUGUCGUGGCAGAAGAGACGGGGGAGCAGGUAGAGCCCAGGAAUGCCACUCCUUCCCCUGAGCCACAGACCACGCCUCCCAACGAAGAGUCUGGGGAGGCAGUUUCCAUGGUAACGGAAAGCGAAGCCCUAAAGGAGGGUGGCACAGAGGACAAUGAUGAUGAUGUGGUUCUCGUAGGGGAGGAGGCUCGCCAGCCCUCUACCACAACUACCUCCUCCCAAGACACACCCAGCACAGACUGCCUAGAGGUGGAUGAAGCAGCAGUGGACACGGCAGCAAUGCCCUCCAAGACCCCCAGUUCUCCUGUGUCUUCCAAUGCAUCUAUGGUGGCAGCAUCUCAGAAGCCUGCAAUCACAUCACUAGAACCUAUUGUCAUUGAUGAUGAGGAGGACUCUGGGCAGAAAGAUGUUUCCACCUCCUCACCAGGUCUCCCUGGAGGCUCCUUGGCAUGUCCCUCACCUGGUGCACUCAGCAGCACUGAGCCAGAUUCAGAGAUCAGGAUUGCCAGUGUCACCACACUGGGCUCCAGCAGCCAGAAAGAAAGCUCCACACUUUCUGAAGCAGACACAUCGCCACAUCCAGCAGACGUCCAAGCUGAUAUGAACCUGAUGAUCACCUCUGUGACGUCACUGCAAGGAGGAGCUGCAGCUGUUAUAGCGGCAGGUGAAGGCCAGGCAGAGGAAAAUGGUCUGCAGAUCAGCAGUGCCUUCAGCCUGAAUCCCGACACCCCAUCUGCUCGACCAACCACGUCCUUUAACCCGGGGCGGGGCUCAGACUCCAUCACCCAGCUGGUUCAGAAUGGAGACACGGUUACACACAGCAGAGCAGAUUCAUGGAUCUCACAGUCAGCUUCUGUCCCCCGCAACCAAAAGCAGACAGGGGUGGACUCUCCAUCACCGGCCACUUCGCUGCCAAAACCAGCAGGCCAGUCUUCCUCAUCCACUUCCUCCUCAGGCUCCCAGACACAACCCAGGACAGUCAAGGUGACCUGCGCUAACUGUAAAAAGCCUCUAAAGAAAGGCCAAACGGCCUACCAGCGUAAAGGCUCCACACACCUGUUCUGCUCUACCACCUGUCUCUCUGCCUUCUCACACAAACCUACCCCCAAGAAGAGCUGCACCAUGUGCAAAAAGGACAUCACAAAUAUGAAGGGUACGAUUGUGGCGCAGGUUGACUCCAGUGAGUCUUUCCAAGAGUUCUGCAGCACUGGUUGUCUAGGUGCAUACGAGAACAAGCAAAACCCUCCCAAAUCAGGCCUCAAAACCAAAUGCACUGUCUGUGGCAAGCUCACAGAGAUACGGCACGAGGUUAGCUUUAAGACUGUGACCCACAAGAUAUGCAGCGAUGCAUGUUUUAACGCUUACCGCAGGGCCAACGGGCUGAUCAUGAACUGCUGCGAGCAAUGUGGUGACUACCUGCCCAGCCGGGCAUCGGCCAACCACUUCCUGCUGGUCGAUGGCCAACAGAAACGCUUCUGCUGCCAGAACUGCAUCAGGGAAUACAAGCAGGCCCACAGUAAACUCGCAAGCUGCCAGACAUGCAAAACACUAAUCAAGACAGGCGAGGUGCUCCACAGCCUCGGGGCGAGCGGCACCAUGGGCUCCUACUGCUCCGUUAGCUGUAUGAACAAGGGCAAGCUGGCAUCAACAUCCUUCCUCAACACAGAACCCACAUGUCAUUUCUGUAAGAGGAAUUCGUUACCGCAGUACCAGGCCACAUUACCAGAGGGGAACGUCCUUAAUUUCUGCAGCUCACAAUGUGUUACAAAGUUCCAGAAUACUACUCUUCAGACAACCACAAAUGGACAGAUGCCUCUCUCCACCACAAACAACUCUGUCCAGCUUAAAUGUAACUACUGUCGAGGAGCGUUUAGCUUGAAGCCCGAAAUUCUGGAGUGGGAGGAUAAAGUUUACCAGUUCUGCAGUAAAACGUGUUGUGAGGACUACAAAAAGCUUCACUGCAUUGUAACGUUUUGUGAGUACUGCCAAGAAGAAAAGACGCUACAUGAGAUGGUUAAGUUUUCUGGGGUCAAGAAGCCGUUUUGCAGUGAAGGUUGUAAGCUGCUAUUUAAGCAGGAUUUUAUCAAACGUUUGGGUCUGAAGUGCGUGAGCUGUAACCACUGCAACCAGCUCUGUAAGAGAGGCGUGACCCGUCAGCUGGGUGGCAUGACCCGGGACUUCUGCAGUGAGGCGUGCGCCAAGAAGUUUCACGACUGGUACUACAAGGCGGCGAGAUGUGACUGCUGUAAGGUACAGGGAAACCUGACUGAGUCUGUGAUGUGGAGAGCAGAAAUGAAGCAUUUCUGUGACCAGGAUUGUCUGUUGAGGUUCUACUGCCAGCAGAACGAGCCCAUUAUGGUCACACAGAAAGGCCCCGAGAACACCAGCCUGGGGUUAGACGUGCAGGGGAACAAACUCGGGCUGGUGAACCAGAGUACCGCAGCAUACCCCAGCGGGGGUUUGGUAAGAGAUGUGAAGAACAAGGCAGUGCUCUGUAAGCCGCUCACCCUGACCAAAGCCACCUACUGCAAGCCACACAUGCAGAGCAAACCUCUGCAGACGGAUGUGGAUGAUGGUGUAAAGAGGGAGUACAUUCCUGUACCUAUACCUGUGCCCGUCUUCAUCCCCAUACCCAUGAAUAUGUAUUCCCAGGUCACUCCUACUGCAGUCUCUUUGCCUGUACCGCUUCCUGUGCCUGUAUUCCUGCCCACCACCCUGCAAGGGGCAGAACAGAUCGUUCAGACCAUCAAAGAUCUGAAAGCUGAAGUUCCCUGUGAUCCCCUGGAGUCUGACCUGCUCUCCAUGGCUGAAAUGAUCACAGAUGAGCAGAAGCCAGAUGUAAAACCAGUAAAAAUAAAAGUGAAGACGGAGCGCGGGGGAGAGGAGUCUUCAAGUAGUUGCUCAGAGGAAGAAGGAGGGCAACUGGAGGAGGAAAAGUAUGAGCCUGACCUGGAUCUGGAGACAGACUUCCCUCAAGCCUCAGACCCUGUUCCGGUUCUGGAGGGAAUGGAUGAGGAUAUGGGCUUCUCUCUACCUCCAGUCCUGGCUGAGGAGUCGGCCCCUCGACCACAACCAAGGAAACUCGGUAACAAAAAGCAGGCGGUUGAAGAGGGUUCAUCCACUUCUUCUCAUCUAACUAGCAAAUCAUCAGAGGGACGAUCGCUGCCUCUCAAAGCUCGCUAUGGCAUCAAUGCCUGGAAACGCUGGGUGCUGUCGCUCCCUGACAAAUCAGAAGAUGCCAAAGUAAAAGGUGGCUCCAAACCAGUGCGGCCUAAAAGUAACCUGUUAUUACUGAGUUCAGAGGAGCUGAAUGAGACGCUGUCCCAGUUCGUCAAGGAGGUCUGCAGGCCCAAUGGGGAGCGCUACUCUCCUGACAGCAUCCUCUACCUCUGUCUGGGGAUCCAACAGCAUCUUCAUGCCAAAGGCCGGAAGGAUGACUUGUUCAGUGACCCAUGCUACCAGGAGUUUGGACUGGAGCUGAACAAAGUUCUCAAAGACUGGCAGCCCAGUGUGCUUCCUGAUGGCUCGCUGUGGGGUCGAGUGGAGGAGCAGAGUCUGUGGAGCAGCCUGCACCUCGGCGAGCAAAGUCCCGCCGCCCUGCUGCGCUCUCUGGUUUACCUGAACACCAAAUACUUCGGACUUCGCACCGUGGAGCAACACUUGCGCCUCUCCUUCGCCAACGUCUAUGGCCCUGACACAGUUCAUCCUGUUACCAAGGAAACAACUGUCUGCAUCCGUAUCCCUUCCAUCUCUCAGGAUGACCACGGGUCUAGAAAGAGGAAGCGCAAAUUAGAGGAUCAUGAGCGGGAUGAAGACGAUGACUCAGGAGACUCCUCUGUUCGCUGCCCCGUUAAGAAGCAUGAGUGUCAUCUCUACGAGCUCUACAGAUCCAAGUGCCCACCGUCAUUGCGGGAGCGCCUUGAUGUCUUCUACGUUCAGCCAGAUCCGGCCUCCGGCCCCGAUGAUCCGCUGUGGUUCAGCUCAAUGCCACUGGAGCGACAGAUCCUCGAGGGCCUCCUCACCAGAGCCCUUCUGGUCAGGGACAUUUACACAGACAAGCAACACUUGGAGGAAGAUGAGGAGGAGGAAGCAGAUCGGAGUGAGGAAGUUGGAGGAGAGUAGCAGCUGCUUGAUUUCUUUAGUAGAACCCUGUGACAUGUAAGGUGUCUCGUAAUAUGUGUCCUCUUCAACUGUCUAGUGUCUCUUUACCCUCUUCAGAGACUUUGUUUCCUCCUGGCGAGGGACGUCCACAACAAAGUUAGAGGAUGAUGAUGGCGGUGAAGAGAAGCCCAAACUUGUACUUUUGCCUCAAAAAGGAAACCAGGGGACAGAAACUUUGAUUUCAUGAGCCAGAAGAAAAGUACACGCUCGUACUUCAGUUACAGUGGAGCUGCGAGUUAUUCCCAUAGUCAUAACUGCAUUAAAUCAAAGACUUAAGUUUCUGGAUGGUUCUCAUGUUUUGUUUUGUUGUUUUUACUAGACAGAAGUCUGAAAUGCAGAGGGUUUAUCGGUCUCAGACAAACUUCUAAAACAUUUGGAAACAGCUCCACUUCUAAUUCUACACAUUUGUCAGCAGCCACCAGGAGGCCACAUGGACGCUAGCGAGCUGUUUAGUAACACGUUCAUGUCCUCCUCGCCUUCUCUGUCAAAAGGAAAUGUGGGGUGUUUGAGGGCGAGAUGAGAAUGAAUGAGCAAGGGUGAAGAAAUAGUUAAGAGUACCUCAGAGCUGAUGCUGAGAUGAAAUCACAGCUGGUAGGUGAAAAUUCAGUAGUUCAGCUUCUAAACUCUAGUAGAAUCAUGGCUGGCAGACGGGAUUUAUUCAGAGGUUCACAGCGGUUUUCAUGUGAUCAUGUUUCUGGCAGAUCCGCCUCAGUUUGACUAAAAUCAUCAGACUGUACUUUAGAGUAUUAUCUGAUGCAUGUCAGAGGAAGAAAACUUUCACUUUUCUGUUUCAUUCUGAGCUGAAAUUAAAGCACUGACAAGCUUGCGAUGCAGUUAGGCUAUAAUUUGUUUACACCAUCAAGCAAAAUUGUAUACCUUUUCAGUUUUGUUUUUCCAGUUAUCUUGAUUUCUAUUGAUAAUUAAACUCCAGUUAAGAGAGGAAUUUCCUGUCAGUUCAUCAGUAUAUCUACUUCUGCAGCCUGGACAGAUGCUGUUGCAUAAUGUCGUAAAUAUGGUUUUAUAUUCACUACAUUUCUUCAGAUGCUGAGGCGUACGUCAGGCAAGUAUUUUAGGGCAAUGUUUACAUAGCGAGCAGUUUUUAGGUUGAAUUAUCAAAAAUAUUUAAAGGACCGAAAUUUGCCUUUUCACUGAUUAAUCGACUCUAACUGACAGUAUUCGUUGGCAUGAACCUUCACGUCCAGGAAGCAGUUGUGUCACUCAAAAGGUUGAUCUUUUAGAGCACAAGAGGUCAGAUAAUAGAUUAGAUCUGCUGCUAGUAACUAAAUUAAAUCCAGUGUGAGAAAUUGGCCAAAAUCAUUGAUUGUCAAACAAGCAAAGAAACAAAGCUGCUCAUCCGUCAUCUCAAUCCCGGGUGAAAUUAACGAUGAAAGAAAUCAAGACUGGCUGGUAAACUAUCCACAUCUUUUUCAAGCUCAUCAAAUAAAGUGAUCUGCUUUUUCUAUUGUGUCCAGUUAGAUCUGAUGAAUUCCCAGUUAAGAGGCUAUGUUAGAGCCAGCCAUCAGAUCACAAACACAAAUGGUUUUUGAGCAUUUUGAUGAUUAUCAGGGUUUUGUGGUGAUAAAUGCUGAAAACUCUUCAGUGUAAAAAAACAAAAACUAAGUUUUUAUUGUGAUCACUGCCUGAGGAUGGGAUUUCUGACUUUCCAACGUCCUCCAGAAGGCAGCAUAUUGUCAGCCGCCUCUUCCUUGUCGUACCACGUCUCCUUUAGCUGGGCUGCUUUCACACCCUCCCUCCCAUUGUCCUGCUCCUUGCUCUUCCUCCAUCAGCACUGCUCUCAGGCGAAACCUUUGCACCACAGAGGACUUCCUCAGUCAGGUUAAUAAAACUGUUCUUUAGACUGAUCCGACUGCCUGUGGUGCAUGGGACAGGCUACCUAACAACAUGCUGCGUUUCUUUCUAGGACAUUAGGGGAACCUUCAUUCCUGUGAUGUAGCAUUACCUGCGUACUAAGCCCAGAUUGGGUUGCUUCGAUGUGUAAAUAUCUCUGGAACAAGGCAGUUUCUUCACAUAGAGACGACACAGAGGGACUCUGUAGUUUGGGAUAAAGAAAACUUCAGCUUGCAAACCUGCCUGCUGAGAAGCCUUUUGUUUAGUUUUUUGUUGUUUUAGUUUUUUAAGAAGACUUAUUUAUUUCUUUUUUAUUAGUUUGUAUCUUUAUGUUGGGAUUUUUACACGCAGCAUUUCCUUCUCUCCAGUCGCCGCCGCAGUCCUGCACCUUUUCCGAUCUAUUAAUAAUGGAGAGGUAUCGGGGAAGGAUUUGGCUAAACAUGAAGGAUGAGAAGUUUUCAUAAUGUAGAGAUCUAUUUGUGAAGUCUCUUUUUGUCCAUGUGUUUUCCCAUUCUUCUAAACUGUUGUAGAGUUUUAGUACUGCAAAGUCAAAGCUUGUAUUGUGACAGAUAAUUGGUCGGAUAUUUUAUUUUAUUUUAUUUUAUUUUUCCCCCCUUUUCACCUAAACACAAGUUGUCUGAGUUACACCAUCAACAGCAAAACUUUCACUUUAUAAAAUUUGUUUAGACAUUUCCUCUUGUUCUGUGUGCAAACUUGCUAUUUGUUUUGACAUUAAGUUAAAAAAUCCAUUUAGGAUUUUUUUUUUUUUUUUUUUACCUCAUUAGAAUAAGCUGUUAAUCUGGGUAUGUAUAAUAAAUCAGGAUUCUCUAACCUCAUGAAAGGAAUCUCAAACUUCCUCCUGUUUUAAAACAUUUUCUUUGCACAGUCCAAAUCACUGCUCCCCCAGAGUUUUAUUUUGGCUAAAGAGCAGAUGUUCCCGUUAUUUUGUACACCUGAAUGCGUUUUGAUGUGAAUCAGCAGUGAAAUCCAUCAGGAUCAGCUGUAUUGAAUUUAAACUGACGAUAUUCACGAUUAGUGUCACCAGCCCACAAUCCAAACCUUUACACCUUGUAUGUUGGUAAACCCUGGAUCAGACGGCACUGGUUAACCAGAUAAAUUAUGCUUUCUUUCUUAUUUCCCUUUUCCAGUUGGACUGAGAGACAGCAACCAAACCUGCCACAGGUUUGGACCUACAGUAGACGCUGUGGCUGGCUUUGAAGCCUAAUGUGAAUGUGCCUAUCUGUAUAUAAUGAAAGUGAGUGAUUGUGACUUGAAUCUUAUGCUCUGUGUGUUGGCUGAUCUGCUGGAUACGGUUAUGUUUAAUAAAUGAUUUCGUUUUCUAA